Austrofundulus limnaeus is the source of this 6112-nucleotide messenger RNA. It is a transcript of the gene b4galt5, whose product is annotated as UDP-Gal:betaGlcNAc beta 1,4- galactosyltransferase, polypeptide 5. NCBI's taxonomy places the organism in Eukaryota, Metazoa, Chordata, Actinopteri, Cyprinodontiformes, Rivulidae. Gene Ontology annotation, biological process: carbohydrate metabolic process; glycoprotein biosynthetic process. The coding region runs from base 482 to 1627 and encodes 381 amino acids. Gene Ontology annotation, cellular component: Golgi apparatus. Gene Ontology annotation, molecular function: UDP-galactose:glucosylceramide beta-1,4-galactosyltransferase activity. The record is from RefSeq and is a predicted model, not a curated record. The transcript is spliced from 9 exons.
UUUUUUUCUUCUUCUUCUUCUUCUUCUCUGCGGAGAGACGGCUCCAUUCAUAGGGUUGGGCAGGCAGGCAAAGUGCAAGCGCGGCAGGAACGGCACCAGCGACGUAGUGUGGAACCUAAAAGAUGGUCUCACGCUGAGAACAGGCCACUUCACACCGCGCUGGUCUUUGUCAGCCGCUUCCACAUCGGACCGUACCCCGAAUAAAAACCGAAAUCAUCUCGGCAGAAAUGGAUUUCGUAUGUCUGGACUGAAGACUGGCGGUCUCAUCCUGUUUUUCGACCUGCCGCGGAAAUAGACCGACUUCCCAGUCGCCUGUACCACCACCACCACUGCCGCAGCCCUACCACUCCAUUUCGACUCACUGAACCCAGGCCGUCCGCGGACUGCAGGCUCAGGCAUCUGGACACAUCGGGGCUCGUCUGUCGUCGGUGAAGAUAAGCGAAAAACGUGCCUGUGUGUCUGUGCUGCUUUCGCUGCCUGUAUGAUGCCGACACAUUUGCGUUUCCGGAGAAGGUCAUUCCUUGGGCUUUUAUUCCUUUUUUCACUGUCCACCUCGGCGCUAUAUUUCAUCUACUCCGCUCCCGGCAUCGUGAAUGAAUAUGUAUUCAUGGUUCAAGCCAGGGGCAUCCAGAUCAGAGAGAACGUUAAGAACAUUGGAGCUCAGGUUCUGGAGCAAGUGAGAGGGGCCUACAGCAUCAAUGGCACAGAUUAUCCUUAUGACUUCAACUUCAGUGAGAGCGACGCUCCGCCCACUACAUACCUCCCUGAGGGGUUCACAUACCUCCCUUCGCAGGUUUGCCCUGAGAAGCUGCCCUCAAUGAAGGGGAGGUUGGAGGUGAACAUGAGUGAAAUAUCUCUGGAGGACGUCGAAAGGUCCUCGCUGGAGCGAGAGCCCAGCAUGGCCCCAGGAGGCUUCUGGAAGCCCAAAGACUGUUUACCUCGCUGGAAGGUGGCAAUUCUUGUUCCGUUUAGGAACCGACACGAACACUUGCCCAUACUCUUGAGACACCUGGUGCCUGUGCUGCAGAAGCAGAGACUCCAGUUUGCCUUUUAUGUCAUAGAGCAGGGAGGUACGGAACCAUUUAACCGAGCCAUGCUGUUUAACGUGGGCUUCAAGGAGGCGAUGAAAGACUUUGACUGGGACUGCCUGAUCUUCCACGAUGUGGACCACCUCAUGGAGAAUGACAGGAACUACUACGGCUGUACAGACAUGCCUCGACAUUUUGCAGUCAARCUCGACAAGUACUCCUACAUGCUUCCGUAUAAUGAGUUCUUCGGUGGCGUCAGUGGCCUGACGGUGAAGCAGUUCAAAAUGAUUAAUGGCUUCCCUAAUGCAUUCUGGGGCUGGGGAGGUGAGGACGAUGACCUCUGGAACAGGGUGCAGUUUGCCAAUUACACCGUAAGUAGACCGCACGGAGACCAAGGACGCUACAUGUCAAUUCCCCAUCACCACCGCGGGGAAGCCCAGUUCCUGGGAAGGUAUACUCUUCUUCGUCACUCAAAGGAGAGGCAAAAAGUGGAUGGUCUUAAUAACUUAAACUACUCCCCACUGGUUUCCAGAAGUCCUCUUUACACCAACAUCACAGUCAGCCUGAGCAGAAAGCUCGCACCCGUAGCUGACUACUGACGCAGACAGAGCUGGACUGCAAAACACCUGGGAAUCAAAGUCCUCUGGGACAUCAGCCAUAUCUCACCAGUUGCAGCACUGCUUUAGGACUUUUAAGUUGAGAGGUUUUUUUUGUUGUUUUUCUUUCUCUUUUUUUGCUUUGUUUUUGUUUGUAUGCAAAGAAAAGAAGAAGAAGAAGAAGAAAAGAAAAUGGAGACUCAAAUUAGUAUGUUUGAUAAAUCGUAUAAGAAAAUAGGAUAAGAAAAUAGGAUAAAAUGCUGCACUUAUUUGUGCCACAGUUCAUCACUCUCAUCUGGGCUUGUCUACACUUCAGUCUCCACAUGCCUUUUUGCACCAUUUUGGCCUUCAGCAUCCAUUCUUCAAGUAUUUUUUUUAUUUUCGUUUUUUUUUUUUUAUUCUUUAAAUUUGUUGGAAGAUUCUGGCAGUGACUAGCGCCGCCCUGCAUUUUUUGUGCGUGAUUACUAAAAUAGGUAACGACACACAUUCAAGCGCACGCCACACAUGCACGCACACAAGAGUAUGACCCAAAUGUGCUGACAUGAUCCUGGGGCUUGGAUUUAUUAAAUUUUUUUAUUUUUUAUUAUUUAGUUUUUUUUUUUAUUUUUUUGCUUCUUAUUUCAUAAAUGCAGUAAAACCUGUGAAAACAUUUGCAUGGAAACAUACCCUUAGACCACCACACAGCAACUUCAAGCGAGUGAACCCUUGCAGCUGGUUCUGCAUAAGGUAUGCCAAAUCCAUGAGUGAAUAUAGUAAAAAAAAAGAUGAUAUAUUGUAUGUGAAAUAGUUUAUUCUAAGUUCAGAGAAAAAUCAUUCUUUACUCAUCUCUUCAUCUGUAUUUUGUCCAUUUAAACAUACCAUUUGAAGACUGUGAUGUUUGUGUUUGCAUAGUCGCAUUGAAUGUUCUGGCUGCCUGCAAGUAGCUGUAUGUUGGAGUGCAUUGCUCAUCCUGUUAGCAAUAAGCUGUAAUAUCAGACAGCAGAAAUUAGCCCUGACUUCCUUAUCGUACAGAUGCAAUAGCAUGGGUGCUAGCAUUCCCCCGCCCCCACAUUGGACUACAGAGAAAAGAGUGACUGCGUAUGCAAAUUUCACAUCCAGCUCAACUUUGCCUAAGCAAACGUGCCGCCCUUUUCAGAACUUGUGUGUGUGUUUGUGUGUGUGUGUGUGUGUGUGUUUUUUUUGUUCCCGUCUGUGCAAGAGAGGGCGAGCUAUGCAAAUGGCCUGCAUGCAUCUCGUCGUCAGUGCAAGCUUUUCGGGGUGACUUGCAGGAAGCGUCAUCUCUAAACUCUGACAAGACUGACUUCAGACCUCACUUUGUGUGUAAAUCCAGGCCAGAAAAGAGAAAUCUUAUAGUUGCAGAUGUAUUUUUUUUUUAGAUUUCACAAUCUUAAAUGUUUACUCGUCUUCAUUAUAGUUUCCCUCUUUUUUUUAUACAAAAGAGAAAUGAAGGUAGAGAAUACUUGAUAGCUAUCACUGUCAAUGGUGUUUACAGAAGCUGUUUGCUUUAUUUUUCAGAUUGUCUAGUGUUUGUUCUACUGUUGGCCAGCCCUUUCCACCCAAGCUGCUGUGAAAGUUGUACAGCUUUUCAACAACCAAGCUUAUGGCUGCCUUUUGUUCAUUUUUUUUUUCUCUUCCAAAUUGACACUUGUUUUGCUUGCAUAGAGGAAAAAAAAAGCAAAUAUGAGGGCUCAUCACGACAUUGAGUGAUAACCACUGAUUAGGUUUGCAUUCAGAYUUUGGCUUAUGAUUUUCUUUGCUUGAAUUUGAUUUAGACAAGUUGAUCUAGGUAUAUAUUUUUAUUCUUUUUUUUUUCUUUCUUUCAAUGAUGGAAGCAUGCAGCCUUACACUGCUUUGACACAGACUGACAACGCUCUUGUUAUACACAGCAGCUCCUCUCUAAUACUGUAUGUGUUUGGCAGUGUUGAAUAGUGGGUGAAACAGACCAGUACUUUAAACAUAGCUCUUUUUUAAAAAAAUCACACAAACAUGUUUUCCCUCACUGUCUGUCCUCUGGUCAUACAGCUACUUCGUUUCACACAAAUCGCCUUGUAUGCAUUUCUUCAGAUGUAUCUGUUUGUUGGUCGACAUGUGGGUGAGUGACAAACUGUUGUGUUUCAACAAUGAAAAAAAGAAGAGGCUGGACCUCGCUCUAUUUAUUUGACAUUUGAUUUCCUCAGUUGUUUCAUUGUUUAAAUUUUUUUUCUGAUUUACUUUCUUGCGGUUGACGUGAUGACUUAGGAAGUGACAUAUAGCAGACUUGCGUUCGAUGCACUGAAACCUAGCUGUGUGUAUUUGUGUGGGAUUGUGAGGAUCUUCUGCAUAAACGGUGGCAGUUCCAUUUCGUUCAGAGACACUGUUUUCCCCACUUCACAAGUGGCAGAAAUUGCAAUGAAAUGGAAUGGCACCUGUACUGUAGCCUGGUGUUAAUCUUCUGAGCAGACGUGUUGGAGGAGGCCAUUUUGUGUGACAACCACAGGAAGAGCAAGACUCCGAGUUAGAAAAUGCUAAUGGCCACUGUCUUUCACUGAUCACCUCCAUUAUAUUAACUGAUAAAUCAAUGGUGCUGACCUCCCUUUGACAGCUCGACAUGCUCACAGGAGCCGGUUUUAAACAUGGCAGAAGCUAUUGACAGGCAAAACAUCCUCCAGAGGCCAUUAUGGCUCAUUGUUUCCACAUCAUCUCUCAGAUAGAGAUCAGUAGGGUAGUUUCCAGGUAUAGCUUAUCCAUGUAUGUAUAUGUAUAUAUAUAUAGCUAACAUUUUCCACAAGCCAAGCAUGUGCUUACCUCCUAGCUAGUCAACACGGGAGGUGCCCAGUGGAAGUCAUGGGACAGUAGCAGUGUUUGUGUUAAGUUUUCUUUUCCAUGUGUGUUUGAGUGAAAUGGCUACGCCUUUUUUCCGAGGUCGAACCAUCCUCCAUCUACAUUAUUUCUUUGCAUUUUGUUUGCCAGCGCUGAUGAGAACAUGGUUGUUAACAACUGGCAGGCUUUUUUUCUAGUUCCUUACAUUUACACAAUACACUGUAUAUUAUCUUUAAAUAAAACAAAUUACUUUGCUUUAAAUUAAAAGCUAGACGGACACGAAGCAAAAGCCAAAACGGUUUUGGUAUGAGUAUUGAGACUGUGAGAAAACCCCUCAAUCUAAAGAGGCCCUCCUGAUGGUCUAAAUAUUGGGUUGUUGCGUAUUAUUUUCUACAGUACACAGUGAGCAGCUUUAAAAACAUCUCUUUUUUAUUUAUUUUUUAGUUUUUUGUGACUACUGAACAGCUUCGACCACUAGAUUACAGAUUGAGGCGGUGAAUCUGUCAGCGCACUCUUGGGUUUUAUUUUGAAAUGGUGAAUCAUCUGAUUUGAGUCUGUGAUAAGAGCACGUAGAAACCAGACCGAGACUGCUGCUGUCUAAACAAUAUAUAAAACAAUAGGCUUUAUCAUAUCAAAAUCCAACCUGUCCUGAUUCAUUCUGUGCCAGUUUAAAUGAAGGGACCAUUCUUUUUUUGGGCAUCUGACAAGACUGGCAGCCUUAAAAAAUAAAAUACAAAAAAAGCUUUUUAAUUUAUUGCAUUUUUGUUUUUAUUUUCCACUUGUUUUUACUUUGUUUUUGUUUUUUUAUAAGCAAAAAUAUUUAAAUUGAAAAAAAGUGCAUAUCAAGAUACUGAUUAUUGUAAAUAUUGUUGUUGUGUGUAGUGUUUUAGAAAUUCUAUUAAGGUCUUAAAUCACUACAGAUGCUAGCAUAAAGAACAAAGCUUCGGGGAAAGUGGGGGGGUUGGCUCGGGGGUUUAACUGGUGCCAUUUUAAGUGCUUGUGGAGCUUACAUAGUGACAUCAAUGUUUUUACAUCACUGCUUCCAAGCACAGAUAUUUUUUUUAAUAAAAACAAAAACGUUCUUAUCCCAUGGAUUUUAAAAUCCUCAUAAUCUCAGAGGCAUUCCCCUUUCCUCCCUCGUACUUAACUCGCUGUGGCAGGAAAAGAGACAUGUCCUGACAUAGAGGCUUUCCAAUGAAGUCCUCUGUCCUUGGUUCCCGCUUGUGACGCUUCUCCGAGUGUGACRGCGUUUGGGGGGGGUGGUUAUGGUGGAGGUCACAGGAAAGCUUUGCAAUAUUUUUUUUCAGCCAAAAGAAAAACUUUUAAAGAAGUCUUACAUUGCGAAGUUUAACAAAGGCACCCAAACCAGCGACACAAUCCUCUUCAGAAUCCUCAAACAUUUUUUUUGUAUGAAACUCGAUUAUUUAAAAAAAUAAUAAUAAUACAGGCAACAGGAUACGGAAAGCUAAAUUCAACAUAUUUAUUUGACCGUAAGGAACAGAAUUCUCCUUCAAUUGAAGCCAUUCGAAGCCACUUGUCGAAACUUGAUGUCAGCCUUAUGUGGAAUCUGUUUGUGUAUUGGCAUAUUAUCUUUUGAUUAUUGAAAUUUGUAUGAUGGAGAUUUUCUUUUAUACCAUCAUUGUUAUUGUCAAGAGUACACCAAUAAAAAAAAACUUGUAAAGAUCAAAA